Caenorhabditis briggsae is the source of this 897-nucleotide messenger RNA. Lineage: Eukaryota; Metazoa; Nematoda; Chromadorea; Rhabditida; Rhabditidae. The transcript has 4 exons. The record is from RefSeq and is a predicted model, not a curated record. The coding region runs from base 1 to 897 and encodes 298 amino acids.
AUGACCCAAACAACUGUGACAACAGACUGGAAGAGUCGCUUUGAAGUCGAAGAAUUCCGAACAUCUUGCGAUCACAUCCGCGACUGUUACGAAUCAAUGAAGUGCAGAAAAAACGACACUGACAUUCUACAAGCUCGAAAGAGCACUAAAGGCUAUUGCGAUAGAAUGCUAUUCAUGUCUGACAAUUUCCCGGAUUGCAUUCAGAAAUUGAAUAACAAGAAUUCGCAGUGCUGGCAGAAAUACAUCCCAGUACCAGGAUACUCUUGUACCGACAUCUUUGGUGCCAAGAAUUGUGUGAAGUCUGAUGUUGAGAAGAUUUGCGGGAAAAGUGAAUGGAUUCGGUUUAGAGAUAGAAUGUUGAGCGUUUUUGUCUUGCUCUUAGCAGGAUUUGCUCAUGGAGCAAGUGUGAAUGCGAAACUGGCUAAAUGUGGGUACUUCAACAUCCGUAACGACAUACAAUGCGGUCAGGACAUUAUAAACUUCUCCCUAAAAGGGGUAUCAAUUUUUUGGAAGAAUCCUGCGGAAAUUCAAAAAUUCCAACAAGCAUGCGAUAAUCUUCAAAGCUGUUAUGCUUCCUUGGCAUGCCGAGACGAAGAUUGGCAUAUAAAUCAAGUCACUCAAAAUAUGCAAGCAUACUGUAACAGUAUGGUUUACCUGACAACCGACUUCUCUGGUUGUAUGCAAAAAUUGAACAGUAGAAAUUCACAAUGCUGGAUGAACUAUGUCCCAGUGAAUGGAGAUUUCUGCUCGAACGUUUUUGGAUAUAACUAUUGUGUGAGAUCAGAAAUAAUCGGAGUUUGUGGACAACAAGAAUGGAUUGGGUUCAGAGAUAACAUGAUCAACUUGUUGUCUGUUGUCUCACCAAAUUGCAAUUUGGAUCAGUUGAGAAAUCUUUGA